Messenger RNA from Hevea brasiliensis (rubber tree), 2129 nucleotides. Its product is annotated as heavy metal-associated isoprenylated plant protein 34. Gene Ontology annotation, molecular function: metal ion binding. The transcript is spliced from 3 exons. Lineage: Eukaryota; Viridiplantae; Streptophyta; Magnoliopsida; Malpighiales; Euphorbiaceae. The coding region runs from base 503 to 1909 and encodes 468 amino acids. The record is from RefSeq and is a predicted model, not a curated record.
GCCAGUUCACCAGCCGUCUCAGAACAACAGCUCACUUAAAGCUCCACCUUCAGCAUAUGGUUCAUUCUUUUUCAAUAAUAUUUAUGAUUAUUGGUAUUUGUUUCUGAGUUUCGGCUGUAAAACACUUCACCUUUGUUAAUGGCUUAAUAUAAAGCUUCCUCCAGCUGGUCCAAGCUAAAACUUAAACCCUUUUCAUCAUCAUUCCUUGCCCCUAGUGCGACCGACCCUUCUCUCUCUCUCUCUCAAGAAAAAAGAUUUAAAAUUGUAACAAUACUGAUCCUGAAGAGGAAGAAAAAAAGGGUAAGUGUUAGAUGUCCACCAGUCACCACUAAGUCCCUUUAGCUCUCUCUCUUUCUAGAAGCCUUGUAGCGCAUUCUUCCUUACUCCAAGCUUGGAUGCAACCAUCUCAUUCUUUCUUCUCUCUUUCUCUCAACUCAAGUUCUGUUUUCCGGUUCAUUUUGGCUUUGAGAAUUUGUUGGGUUUUAGUUCGCUGUUGUGAAACAUGAGCAAACAAGAGUUAAUGAAGAUGCAGCAGACUUGUGUUCUGAAAGUGAAUAUACAGUGUCACUGUGAUGGGUGUAAGAAGAAAAUAAGGAAACUUCUGCAAAAAGUUGAUGGGGUGUAUAAUGCCACAAUAAAUGCAGAGCAAGGGAAGGUAACUGUGACAGGAAAUGUUGACCCAGCCAAGCUCAUAAAGAAGCUUGAAAAGUCAGGGAAGCAUGCUGAGCUAUGGGGAGCUCCUAGGGGCUUCAACAACUAUCAAAACCUUGUCAACAAUCAAUUCAAGAACAUGCAAACUGGAAAUGUCAAAGAAAACAAAUCUCAAAAGGGUGGAAAGGGAGGCCAACAAGGGCAACACCAAAUGCAACAAUUCAAAGGAUCUAGUGAUUUGAAGAUGCCCCAUAAAGAUCAGAAAUCUGUCAAGUUCAACUUGCAGGAUGUUAAUAUUGAUGCAAGUGAUGAUGAUUUUGAUGAUGAAUUUGAUGACGAAUAUGAUGAGUUGGAUGAUGAUUCUGAUGAUGAGGACAUUGGUCAUGGUUAUGGACCUGGUCAGGGUCAUCAGUUGCCUAACAAAAUGAUGCCCAUGAUGGGCAAUGGCUAUGGACUGCAGGGCCCUCAUGGCAUGAUUAACGGGCCUAUGCUUAAUGCUAAAAAGGGGGGUGGUGGUGGAGGAGGAGAAGGAAAUGCCAAGAAAGGUGGUGGUGAUUUUGAGAUGCCAGUGGUCAUGAAGGGCAAAGGCAACAAUAAUUAUAGCAAGAAUGGUAAUGGAGGAAAGAAAGGUGGAGGUGGUGAUGGGAAGAAUAGUCACAGCAAGGGAGGGAGUGAAAAACAAGAUGGUAAAGGUAAAAAUGGUGGCAAAAGUGGUAUUGGUGGGUUCUUGAGUUUUGGUAGGAAGAGUAAAAAUGGGAGAGAAGGCAGUACUGAUAAGAGCUUCAAUAAUGGCAGCUCAGCUGGAAACUAUAAUUCCAAUGGGGCCAAGAAAGGCGGAGGCAAAAAUGAUGGGGUCCACGAUUCUAACAAAAUCAAACAAGGGUACCGUGAAAUUGAUGUUAACAAUGGUGGUGGUGGUGGUGUCAAAAACAUGGGCCAGAUGGGGCAGAUGAUGGGCCAAAUGCGCCCAAUGGGUAAUUUUCCUGCAGUGCAUGGACUUCCUGCACCAGCAGCCAUGAAUGGUGGUGGUUAUUACCAAGGGAUGGGGGGAGUCAACCCUUACAAUCAACAAUACAUGGCAAUGAUGAUGAAUCAGCAGAGGCCAAAUGGGAAUGAUAUGUUUCAACCAAUGAUGUAUGCCCGGCCGCAUCCUGCUGUGAAUUACAUUCCGCCGCCACCAAUGCCACCGCAUCCUAUGGCAGAUCCCUACACUCACGUCUUCAGUGAUGAAAACGCCAAUAGUUGUAGUAUAAUGUGAAGUAGGUAGAGUAGUUUAAUAAUGUUGUCUUAGCUUUAUCUGGUAUAUGAAGCUUUGUAAUGGGUGAUUAUACAAGGUUGCAUGUGAUGGAACUUGAAAAUAGGUCGUAAUUUUCGUUUCAAACCCUUUGUUUGAUAGUAAUAUUUUAUUGCUUUGUCAACUUGAGCGUGAAGGCUCAAGGGUUCCUAUUUAUACAACAAUUGGAGCUAUCUUGGAUUUA